This is a messenger RNA of Aspergillus brunneoviolaceus CBS 621.78, 2018 nucleotides long. RefSeq names its product putative MFS transporter. The transcript is spliced from 6 exons. The coding region runs from base 1 to 1554 and encodes 517 amino acids. Gene Ontology annotation, biological process: transmembrane transport. The record is from RefSeq and is a predicted model, not a curated record. NCBI's taxonomy places the organism in Eukaryota, Fungi, Ascomycota, Eurotiomycetes, Eurotiales, Aspergillaceae. Gene Ontology annotation, molecular function: transmembrane transporter activity.
AUGACCGGGUCACACGAGAUGCAGCCGUCUCGCACGGCUGUUGACCCCCCUACACCUGCCAAAGAGGAUGUCGACUUUGUAGAAAGCACCGAGUCUGGCAUUCCGUCAACGUAUGCCGAUAUUGCAGCAUCACGUCUCUCCAAAGCCCAUCGUGAUUACCUGCUCGAACGCCAUGGCACGUUGGAGCUCGACCCUAUGCCUAGCAUGGAUCCUGCAGAUCCCUAUAACUGGCCAUCAUGGAAGAAAAUCGUCAACCUUCUUCUAGUUGCAUUCCACGCGUGCAUGGGAACUUUUGCUGCUGCAGGCAUCAUUCCCGCCUAUGAGACGAUAUCGACCGAGUACGGUGUUUCUAUCAAUGAUGCCAGUUACAUGACAUCCAUCCAGAUUGCAGUCCUAGGCGUGGCCCCUUUGAUCUGGAAACCCCUGUCGAAUCGAUGGGGCCGUCGUCCAGUUUUUUUGCUAUCCCUAAUUUGCAGUCUCGUCUGCAAUGUAGGGUGUGCUGAAAGCACGAGUUAUUCGUCUCUUGCAGUUUGUCGUGCCUUGCAAGCGUUCUUCAUCUCUCCCGCGUCGGCUAUCGGAAGUGCUGUAGUGAUGGAGACAACAUUCAAGAAGGACCGCGCCCGGUACAUGGGGAUCUGGACACUGUUGGUCACUCUGGGAAUCCCGAGCGGUCCUUUCAUCUUUGGAUUCGUUACGUAUCGGAUAGGUUACCAAUGGAUCUAUUGGAUCUUGGCCAUAAUCAACGGAGGUCAAUUUGUCUUAUACCUCUUCUUCGGCCCGGAAACGCGGUAUGUCGGGGGUGAUUAUGACACCAGUAAGCCUGCGUGGGUGCGAGAGUACGUUCAGCUGCGACGGAUCGACCCCACACCUUUGUCGCCAUGGGACUUCAUUAGACCGCUGGGCAUGUUCACGCACCCUUGCGUUGCCAUACCAGCAGCUGCAUACGCCAUGAUCUUCUGUUUGAGUAACGUCAUGACCACGGUUGAGGUUCCGGCCUUGCUGCAGACCAAGUUUGACCUGAACGCCGAGCAACUGGGUCUCCAGUUCCUUGGCCCCAUCGUUGGCUCCCUCAUCGGCGAACAGCUGGGCGGUGUCUUGUCCGACCGUUGGAUGAGACUGCGCGAAAAGAAGAUUCAUCGCAAGCCUCAGCCCGAGCAUCGCCUGUGGCUCAGUUAUAUCGGCUUCCUCUGCUCAAUUGUGGGCCUCGUUGUUUUCCUGGUUUGCACCGAGCAGUCCAAGGAGGGACACUGGAAUAUCCGGCCUAUUAUUGGCAUUGCUAUCUGUGCCGGUGGCAACCAGAUCGUAACCACCGUCCUCAUCACAUAUGCCGUAGACUGUUAUCACACCGAGGCGGCCAGCAUCGGAGUUUUCAUCACGUUCGUCCGUCAAAUCUGGGGUUUCUUGGGUCCGUUUUGGUUCCCAUCCAUGUUCGAACACGUUGGAGUUGCCGCCAGCGCUGGAGUAUGCGCCGCUCUCAUCAUGGGUGUCAGUUUCAUUCCGAUCGCUCUCGUUCACUGGCAAGGACGAUCCUGGCGUCCGGCCACGGGCGAGUAAAUCGUCUCCAUCAUUCUUUGGCUAUACCGGACACGACUCUCAAUGGCAUGACUUGCGGAAUAUUGAACAUUGAAGCGCGAGAAGCUUAGAAGGUUAGAUAUAGAUCGGAUCUCGAAGGCCAAUCCUCGCGAACUGCAGGGUUGGGCGAGAAUUUGUAAAUAGAGCAUAGAUAGGCAGCGAACAAGGAAUGGAAUCACCAUAGAGCAUCAUGAAGAAGAAAGAAACAAAUUCACUCUGAAUAGAGUGAAUGAGAAAAAAAUCGAACUUUGAUGUUAUUUCCAUAGAACCAACGAUAUACACGUGCUAGGCGGAUAAAAGAAAAUAAAAUCCCAAGGGGAGGGAAAGCAGGAAAACGGAGGAGGGGAGAAAAGACUUUAUCCCGGAGCCUUGAAGGAAAAGAUCGGGGGACCUUAGCCAGCAUCAGAUAGAUUUUAUCUGUUGUAGACUACAGAAGAUAAUUUAAU